This is a messenger RNA of Rubroshorea leprosula, 1044 nucleotides long. Lineage: Eukaryota; Viridiplantae; Streptophyta; Magnoliopsida; Malvales; Dipterocarpaceae. The record is from the annotation of a GenBank genome assembly.
CCAAUAUAAAGCAAAGCAAUUGAUAGUAUGAAAAUCCAAAAGAGGAUUCAAAUCCACCACAAUUCUUGAUUAAUUCCUCUGUUUUUCAGUCUCCGGUUCCCACCGGCAAACGAUCGAUCUGUUUUUUUUUUUUUUGCUUACAGUAAUUGCCAGGAAGGAGAGGGACGCCUGUAUUAAUGGCGCUGCCGGCCAUUCGUUGUGGAGCCGUUCACCAACUUCCGUCGCAUCUCCGCCAUCCAAUUUUUCCCGGGCACAAUGCAAGACGUCAAUGCUGCUUUGCCACAUCGACAUCCUGCAGUACCCCCAAGAUCUUAAUGUCUCGGGUGAAUCUUGAACCUUCCCGUUCACGUAAAUCGAGAAAUUCGCCGGAAAGGAUUGACGAGUGGAUGAGAGAGUCGGUGACGGAGAUCGUCAAGAAAUUACCGGAGUCGCCGUUGCUAGUCCAGGUGUACUCGGACAAGAGCGGAAAAUCCGCAGCAAUGAUGGAAAAGGCGGAGGAAAGCAAGUGGGAGUUGGUAAAGAAAAAGUGGGAGAAAGGGGAGAUGCAGAUGCCGGAUGGAUUGAUAUUGGUGGAGAGGAUUGAGGAGGGAGGAGCAGAAUUGGAUAAUGAUAAUAAUGGGGAAGAGAAAUCCAAGGUGUGGGGGAUCGUGGUGCAGGGAUGCGGUCAGGCUCAGGCGUGUUACCUGUUGAAGACGAAUCGGGUAAGGGUGGGAUCGGAAAUGGGGUUGUGGUGCACGCACUUUUGCCUGACGAGGGUGAAGAACUUGAGGGAGACGGCAGUCUCACAACUAAAGAAUUGUUGGCUGUUGCAGGCACAAUGAGACAAUGGUUUCUUCAUGGAUAUGAAGUUAUACCGUAUUAUUUUUAGGUGGGUUUGUGCUGUUUUCAACCCCCAGAUUAAAUGGUAGUACAGUAAUAAUUUAUAGGAAUUAAUUGAUGAGAACAAAAAAGAUCUGUCAAGUUUCCUUCUUAAUUAAAUUGGCCUCUCUGAAUUCAUUUAUUUAUACCAUCACAUCAAUUGCACAAGAAACGAUUGAAUCUUGG